CAUUGCGUAAAAAAACGUCACAAAGACAAACUGGAUUUCAAUGAAAACAUAGGCUUCUGUAUACCUGUAGAACCCGGCAUUUUUUGUACAUAAACCUAGCUAAAGUGACAAUAUGACGGAAAUAUUCUCUACUUUAUUUGGGCAAAAUGAAACUCAGGGACCACCCGGUUCGUCGUCCAUGGGAUUCGGACCAGGGAAACCUCCGCCGCCUCUUCCGCAGAGUCAAGUCUCUGUGGCGGGGCAGAUGCCACCACAGCUCGGGGAUGAGGGGCCUCCUCUGCGGAAGUCCGGAGCUAUGAAUGAACCUUUUUACUUACUACGAGAGCUACCUGUGGGAAACGAAUUGACGGGUAACACCAACCUCAUCACGCACUACAACCUGGAGCAUGCCUACAACAAGUUCUGUGGGAAGAAGGUGAAGGAGAAGCUCAGCAACUUUCUACCAGAGUUACCAGGUAUGAUUGACUGUCCCGGGAAUCAGGAUGGAAGCUCACUACGAUCCCUUAUCGAUAAGCCACCAGUAUCUGGAAACUCCUUCAGUCCACUAACAGGCGCUCUGCUAACAGGCUUCAGACUACACACUGGGCCGCUACCAGAACAGUACAGACUCAUGCACAUACAGCCUCCAAAGAAGAAGAGCAAACACAAGCACAAGCACCAUCGCCCGCAGGACCCAUUACCACAAGCAGAGACACCAUCAGACACUGACCCCAAGAAGAAGAAGAAGAAGAGGGACGACGAUCCCGACCGCAAGAAGAAGAAAAAAGACAAGAAAAAGAAGAAGAACCGCCACAGCCCCGACCACACUGGCCUCGCCGGCUCACAGCCCAACAGCAACAGCCUCAGAUAGGUCCCAGCCCCACGUGUGCACGAGUGACUUUUUUUUUUUUUUUUUUUUGUAAGCGAGCGUGUGUACAGAUAACUGCAUUAUUCAAAGUACAGUACCAGAACGUUUGGCUCAUACUAUUGAAUGGGAAGGUGCGUCUCAGCUUUGAACUGGUCCUGAUGUACACCUUUUAUGGAAGAACGGAUUGGCUGGAAUCAGAAAUGUUUGCGUGGUGUGUUCAAGAGCAGAGGGAAGAACAAUGCAUUGGAUACUUUUGAUGUCAAUGUUCUAAACACAUUUCACCGUCUUACCAAAGUGAAAUAAACUUCCAUUACAGUCUUUACUUUUUCUCCUUUCAAAUCGUCUCGUUGCUGAGACUUGUCAACAGUACGACCAGGUUCAUCCCCAAGGCAUUCACUGUCUGCAAAAGUGCAUUUUUUUUUGUUGAAUGAGUCUCGCUGGACUGGAAAUGACACAUGAAAGUUUAUUUAGGAAGGUGUUGUUAGUCAUACGUAGGGGAGCCACAAAAGAAAACGAAAGAAAAGCAUCGGUUUGAAGGCAAAAUGAGAGCAUUUGUAGUUCCUUCAGUGAUGUAGUAAACAGACCUGAGUAUUGUCGUUCAUCCAUGUCAUUGUAUUCUCAUUGCAUUGAAUGUUUCCCAGUCUUAGGCACGUUCACACUGCAGGUCAAUUCCCCUUGUUUUGCUCGUGUGACCUGCAUCAGAUGUUUUUCAUGUCGGUGUGAACAGUACAAUUAGGAUUUGUUCAAAUGCGACUCAGGCCUUGUAGAUAUGAAUACGAUAUGUGUCCCAUCUACUGCAGUCUGAACGGUGAGGUUGCGUACAUCCAAACCUAAACGUCAUCCAAAGGCGUGGUUUGGAUAAAGUCCCCGUGAAUGUAGUACUCUACAUUGGCCGCUAGGUGUCAGUGAUUGUUGGGUGACACUCACCGAUGUUGGCAAAAGUUCUUCUUGUCAUCCAUCCUUCUUCUAUGCCGCUUAUCCUCACGAGGGUUGCGGAUAUGCUGGAGCCUAUCCCAGCUGAUUUUAACCAAAAAUCAUACCCUGCAGUUUGAGCGUAGCCGAGUCUGACUGGGCUGGCGAAAUGUCUUCUAAGACAAAAAGAGAGUCCCAACUGGUGUGGCUGUGGGACCCACCAUUACCAGUCAAUGACAACCGGCGACCCAAAUUGCGGAUAUUUUGCGGCUAAAACUUGUAAAAUAUCUCAUUUAAGGAGCCUGUUUGCAACAUUCACACAGCGGCCUUGGGGGUGCUUACUUACCAACGUUAUAUAACUACAUUUUUAUCCACAAAUUCCAAAAUAAUUUCAAAGACAAGUGUUUUCAGUACAUGGUGUAUCCAAGGAGUUGAUUGACAGCACCUGGACUUGGACCUGGAUGAGAGGUGAAACUGCUUUACGAGAAUCAAGCUAGUCCAGUUGCCUUCAUUCGACUCCUCAGACUAAAAAAAGAAAGUGCAAUUCAAAAUAUAUAAAUUGUACUUUUUUUCCUGAUUACCUCAGGACGUAUGUUUAAUAACAGGGUUUCUUCUGUAGACUACCGCUCUACCUGGGUCAGUAGAUGGAACUGGGCAUGAAACUGUACCUGCGAGUCUGCAUUGCGGGCGGAAUUCACCCAUAACAUGAGCCGGAGCGAUGAGACGCUCGUGUCUUUGUAGCGCGCUCUUCUCCAGCAGAUACUGUAUGUAAUAUAAUGUAAUGUAAUGUAAUGUAGUAUAAUGUAAAGACGAUCUAAGGGCGUGGGGGCUGUGCGUUUGGCACGUUAAGUUCACCUCCUGCCCAAGCUUGGUUGGCCAGGUCCCCAAUAAACGUGGCACGCACUUGGUGUAGCAAGCAAAUGGCACAGACGCCAGAUGCAUUCAGUGACAUCGGGUCGUUACAGUUUUUAUGCAGCCCACUUAAAACGAGAACAGGGGAGAAACUGUACAAAAUCUUGUCCAAAAAAAUAGAUUUUCUGCGAGUAGAAGAGCCUUCCGCCAUGUGAUGUUUUCUGAGGGAAGUUACUGUACACUUAAAAAAAACUACACUCUAAUCAGUGAUAGUUUGAUAUGUUGAUUGAAUGUAUUGAGAGAAUCAUUUUGGACUUGGAACUUUGUCAAUACAUAAAAACAAAGUAAAACAAAGAUUUAAAUGAUCAUCUUUCUUGUGUCAUUUCCAGAUAAAAGAUGGCAAUAUAAAAUGAACUUCAACUCCAAAUUCAGCCACGGUAUUAAUCAGGGGUGUCCAAACUGCGGCCCAGGGGCAAUUUUUUCCCGGCAAUGGAUAUUUUAUGACCGGCCCUUGGCACAUUUCAAAAAUACAAUUUAACAAGAAAACUUUUUUUUUAAAAUGGUAAAAAAAAAAAACAAAUUUUACAAAGUAUUGGACUAAAGUCGUAAUAAGAGAAAAAAGUUGCAAUACUAUGAGGAAAAACAUUACAUUUUCGGAGGAUAAAGUUGACGUAAAUGAUUUUAAAGUUGUAAUGUUAGAAACAAAACAAAGAAUAAAGUUGCAAUUUUUGGACAUUUAAGUUGGGGGAAAAUUGUAAUGGAACCAAAUAUUCCGGGUGGGGGGGGGGGGGGGGAAUUAAAUGUUCUAAAAAAAUAAAUACAAGAAGAAAGUUCAAAUAUUUGUAAAAUUGAAAAGCAACAGCAAAAGUGAAAAACGAAGCGAAGCGAAAAGCGAAGCUGCAGGCUGUUUAUUCUUUAAAUAUGUACAUUUUGUUAGCAUGGGUUGGUUUACAAAAUGGAAAAUAUCAAAGCAGCCCCCGCAUCCUUUGAUUUUAUUACCUUACGCGGCACUCGCUGGGAAAAGUUUGGACACCCCCGUUAUGAAUCCUUAUGGGUGUUGGUGUAGCACGUGUUUGCCAGGAACAAUAACACUCAGCCACCUUUGCUGUGGAUUUCUAGGUUUCAGAGAGAUAUUGGAGAUAUUGUCAAUAAAAACCUCUUUUCCACCAAGUCUUCUUUCAUACAUUUCAUACAUUUAUUUGUUUAUGUAAUGCACAAGCUUGGUAAAAUGAUUGGAGCGAAGAAGGACAAGCAUAUAAUAAUAAUAAUAAUAAUAAUAAUGCUGAUGAUAAUGACGAUGACUUUAAGCAGUGGGAUUAUAUGAUGAUUGAUAAAAUACGGAGCAAAGGACAAUGUCAGAGGUGUUGAUUAAACGUCAUGUGCAAAGUUUUCCUCCCUCGAACAAACACUUAGUUAUGAUGAAAUAGAUCACAUUUAACGAUCCACAUUUUGUCGACAGAACUGCAGGAAUGCUAAAUCAACACCGCUGACACAAACGCUGUGCGCACACCCCCAUUUUGCUGCUUAGCAAGUGCUGCGCCUGUGACCACUUUCCAGGCACUUCACAGUUCCUAAUAAACUGGCUUUGCUUCGGCAUAGCCACGUUCUUCAAGUCAGCGUCUCCAUGCAGCCGGAUGUCAGGGAAAGGCAGCGAGUUUAGAGACAAUUCAAAACAAAAUGUAGAAAAUGAGAAGAGAUGGCAGGUAUUCAACAUGUACAGACACUGAAAAGCAUUGAGGCAAAAAAAAAAACAACCAAAAUCACUCUUUACAAACUGAUUGCAUGUGUUAUAAUACAGCUGAUGCGGCUUCUCGGGCGAUUUUAAUCAUACAAACUAUUAAUAAAACACAAAGAAGCACAGCCAGCCACAUACUGUACACACUGCAUGCGCACCUUAUAUGGUAAAGCGAGCACGAUGAGUCCUCCAAUAGAACGCUCACCUCGCUACUAUUUACACAAUUGUUUUGGCAGGAUUGUUACUUGAGAAUCAACACGACAAGAAAAGGCUUUUAAAGCAGGCAAUCAUCUUUGCACACUACAAAAACAUUCGCUGGCACUCCCAACAAAUGCUUCCCUUUUUUAUAUGCUACUGCAGCUAAAGUAUAAAAAACACACUUUAAAUACACAUUUUAUACACACACUAGUUCAUUUCUGUGCAUAAAAGCAGUACAAAGUGUUUUAAUAACAUGGACACACACUGUGUGCUCUACUUGAAUAUCUUUCAUAUUCUUCCUUGUCUAAUUUCCUAUUUAUUCAUACAAAAUAUUAAUGCCAUGUGUUAAUUCAGCUUCGCUGGGAGCAACAUGAAUGCACAAGGAGAAAAUGAUGCACUGAUUACGUUCGUGGUUUGGGAAUUAAACUUAUUAAAAAAAAAUAAAAUAAAAAAAAAGACGACGGCUGUAGUCGGCUGCAGAGAGACAGUACAAAUAAUGAAAUGGAGGAGGUAGAUGUGGUGUCUCUACAACCAGCCUAUCUGUGCAGAUUGCGUGUAAAUCACCCUCAACUUGCUGAAAUGUGUCUCUUAAAAAAAUAAAAUAAAAUCAUGUAUCAAAGCAUCUGAGCUUUUAUGAAUCGGAUCUCUAUAGAAACAGCACGAUCAAUAAUACACUAAAAACUUCAUUCACUCAAAACAAUUAUCCAAGCUGCUCUUUGGUUUUAGCGAUGAUUUGUCUUUGAAAACUCCAAGUGUUUCAAGUACCGUGAUAUCCGCAGUGUAACGCCCAGGCCACACCCAGGCCACACCGGGGACGCGCUUGUGUCUUUGCAUCAGCUUGUUGAGUAAAACCUACGGUGUGUAUGGCUUUGGAUCGCACUCAUUUGGCUCCGUGACGUCAACCAAAAAUAAAUAAACAACAAAUGCUGGCAACACAGUUUCUCCCCACAUCACACCACAGCAUGAACACGGCACACGGGCGGCUUUGGGGGAGGGGGCGUUCCUAUUUUCAUCUAUGAUAUGGUUUACAAUGACCCAAAAAACACUGUCUA
Messenger RNA from Dunckerocampus dactyliophorus (ringed pipefish), 5596 nucleotides. It is a transcript of the gene med19a, whose product is annotated as mediator complex subunit 19a. Bases 113 to 850 code for a protein of 245 amino acids. Gene Ontology annotation, biological process: positive regulation of transcription by RNA polymerase II. NCBI's taxonomy places the organism in Eukaryota, Metazoa, Chordata, Actinopteri, Syngnathiformes, Syngnathidae. The record is from RefSeq and is a predicted model, not a curated record. Gene Ontology annotation, molecular function: transcription coregulator activity; transcription factor binding. The transcript is spliced from 6 exons. Gene Ontology annotation, cellular component: mediator complex.